Pocillopora damicornis (cauliflower coral) is the source of this 1800-nucleotide messenger RNA. Its product is annotated as crt homolog 3. Lineage: Eukaryota; Metazoa; Cnidaria; Anthozoa; Scleractinia; Pocilloporidae. The record is from RefSeq and is a predicted model, not a curated record.
ACUGUCGGCUUGUAUCAGCUUGGGUGCGAAGCGAGAGAGCCUUCAUCCAGGGGUACCCGUUCCAAAAGCUUUAAAAGAAACAAACAAACAAAGCGUCGAUAAUUCAUUCUACAAAUGGAUUCAUCCACACCGAGAGUCUCAUCUGCCUUCGCGAUAAACUCGAAUUCCAACAGAAAGCCGAGCUCGACGUCCGAGUCAACACCUUCCCUUCCGCGCUCAAAAGAUGGAAAUUGUGCCACGGUAAAGAUAGGCUUCUUUGAACUUCCGCUGUUCUGGGCGAACGUAGUUUUCGCACUUAUCACAGUCCUUUCUAUGGUUGGCCAGAACGUUUCACUUCCCCUAUGGAUCGAUUCUACAAAAGGUAACAGCCCGGGGCACACGGUGGACAGCUACUUUGUAUUACUAUUUACAAAUGUGGUAUUUCUCGUGAUUUUUGGACUUGCAGUUCUUUACAUUCGAAUAUGUACACCAAACGCUCUCAGGAAAAUAAAAGUUCCCCGCAUGCUGUUGUUUUUGGUGGGUUUAUUUGACUCUUUGAGCGAUGGAAUGAUUUCAUUUGCGAGUAAAGGUUCCCGCACUCCACCAUACCAACAAAACAUCCUUGGAAACUUCAUCAUUCCCUUGACUAUCUUUUUCAGGAUCCUCAUUGUGCGCAAGAAACCGUCUAGACAAAAACUCUUGUCUGGUCUUGUGGUAAUGAUUGGUCUUUUCAUUAGCCUCAUCCCAACAGUUUUGUUGGAUUUCAGCAACAGAGAUCAAGACGAAGUUGAUGGCAUUUCAAGAGUGAUGUGGCCUAUUAUGUUCAUGUUUGGAUUUAUUCCGGCAGCGCUAAUGUUUAUUCUCGAAGAAAAAGGAUUGCAAAAGGAAAAUGAAACAUCGGAAGAGAGGAUUGGCGUCAUUUAUUUUUUAUUUUGGACGACCACGUAUCAAGUAUUUUGUAUCUCUGUUUUCCUAAUCUGGUUAAACAUUUUGCCAUGGUAUGGAAAUGUUACAUAUUUGGCAGAGUGUACCGGAAACCUUUGGUUUGGAUUGCGAUGUUUCUUCGGUGCAGCCGGCUGCGAUUAUUCAUCAGGUAUCAGAGGAACAAUGUACAUCGUGAUGCAUCUGCUAAAUCACAUUGCAGCAGCUUGCUUAUUAAGAUAUGCUGAAGGAGCCACGUGGCUGGCGAUUGUGUCGUCUCUGGUAACUCCCCUUGGCUUUCUCUUCUGGACAUUGUUCGAGGAGGUCCCGUUCAAAUGGCAGCCUCGAUGUAACAACAGCACCUGGUUUAGUAUUGUCGCGCUGGCGAUCAUUGUUCCCGCCAUUUUUGUAUACCAUAAUGGAGCUCCAGAGAUUUCUACUGAUGGAAAAGAGCGAAGAGACUUUGAGGUGUCGCAUCGAUGUCGCUUUUACCGUACUGAACCUCUACCUGAUGCAGCUCGUCCUCUUUUGUCUGAAACCAACAAUUUGGGAAAUUAUAGCGUUUAAGAAGGGUGAAAUUUCAACAAUAACUAGAUAGUUAAAGUACCCAAAGCUACUAAAAUGUUUCUUUUAGUAUUUGGCAACUUCUACAUUUCGCCUUUUCUCAUUUAUAAUCAUUCCGUGACAAAGUCUUAUAAAUUUUGGAAUUGUUAUUUGUCAAGGACUAAAACAACCGUUUUUAAUGAUUUGGUUCUGACUUUUCGAAUUAGAGAUCUUUGAUCAAACUGGAACAAUUCUUUCCACUAAUUAUUUUGGAAUCGUGCAAUAAGUUGUUUUGUAAAAAAAACAAGAAAGAUGGUGAGUUUUGAGUUCGUUAAAGAAAUAGAGAAAGAUGUCUAA